Oryzias melastigma (Indian medaka) is the source of this 2286-nucleotide messenger RNA. RefSeq names its product GIPC PDZ domain containing family, member 2 (gene gipc2). The record is from RefSeq and is a predicted model, not a curated record. Gene Ontology annotation, molecular function: protein binding. Bases 363 to 1349 code for a protein of 328 amino acids. The transcript is spliced from 6 exons. Lineage: Eukaryota; Metazoa; Chordata; Actinopteri; Beloniformes; Adrianichthyidae.
AGUGAAGGUGCGCGGCGCGCAGGUGCACGGAGGCCUCUGAUCCCGUCCCACUGCGCCUGCGCAUCACAACACGCUGACAGACAAACAGAGGAGCUAUUGUUAGUCGAGGAGCCGCAGCAGGUUGUGAGGAGCUUUAUCCCACACGCCACUUUCUACACCCUCCUCUCACGAGCCGGGGCUCCGCCGGAAAACAGCGGCUCUCACGCCGACAGAGGACGGAAAGGAGAGGAGGACCGACACCGAGGAGGAGGAGGAGGAGGAGGAAGAGGACAGGAGGAGUCUCGGAGCUCAACAGGUCAAUGUGAGAGCAGCGUCCCGGACUUUUCUAACUACCGAGAAGAGGGAAGACAGACGCCACAGAGAUGCCGCUGGGACCGUGGAGGAAGAAGAACAAGGCCAAGGAGCACUUGGUGGAGCACGAGGAGGUCGGCGGCGGGCACGCGGGCGCCGGGAGUCUGGGCAAGUCGUCGGUGAACGGCGCGGGGCUGCCGCCUCCACCUGCCAACCUGCGGCCCAAACUGGUCUUCCACACGCAGCUCGCGCACGGAAGCCCCACGGGGAGGAUUGAGGGAUUUACCAACAUCAAGGAGCUGUACGCCAAGAUCGCAGACGCCUUCAACAUAAGCCCACCUCAGAUCAUGUUCUGCACUCUCAACACCCACAAGAUCGACAUGGAGAAGCUGCUGGGGGGCCAAAUUGGUCUAGAAGAUUUUAUCUUUGCCCACGUUAAAGGAAUCAAAAAGGAGGUUGAGGUGUUCAAAUCUGAGGAGGCUCUGGGGCUCACCAUCACCGACAACGGAGCCGGAUAUGCAUUCAUAAAGCGAAUCAAAGAGGGCAGCGUGGCAGACGGCGUGAAGCUCAUAUGUGUGGGCGACCACAUCGAGUGCAUCAACGGACAGGACGUCCUCGGGAUUCGGCAUUACGAUGUGGCCCGCAUGCUGAAAGACCUCCCUAAAGACAAGAUGUUCACCCUCAAACUGGUGGAGCCGUUGAAAGCUUUCGACAUGCUAGAGCCGCGCUCAAAGGGGGCUAAACCGGCCAACGACAACAAGAUCGGGAACGGAAAAGGGACUCUGAGGCUUCGCUCUAAAGGCCCCGCCACGGUGGAGGACGAGCCGACAGAGUUCGAGGAGAAAGCGAUAAAGAAGGUGGAUGAUCUUCUGGAGAGCUACAUGGGCAUCAGAGACACUGAACUCGCUGCCACCAUGGUGGAAGUGGGCCGGUUCAAAAAGAACCCAGAUGAAUUCGCCAUGGCGCUCGACGAGACCCUGGGAGACUUUGCCUUUCCGGACGAGUUUGUCUUCGACGUCUGGGGAGCGAUUGGAGACGCCAAGCAGGGAAGGAUUUAGGGCGGGCUGCUGCUCUCCAAAUCCUGCUUUGAGCUCCUUCCCCUGUCACCUUAAAGGCUCCGCCCACAUCAGCGGCUGCAUGUCGUCGAGACCUCCUGAUGGAACUCCAGGUUCAACCUCCACCUCAGUCUUGAUCAUUGGAAGCGCAUACAUGUCCUUCAAAUGGUCAAUUCACGGCGGGGGGGGGGUCCAGCCUUUGAAUUUGAAACCUCAAACGCCAACCAUUUAAAGGAUAGAUGAGGUUUUCUCUCUAUCAUUUUAUCUUUGAUGUAGCUUUGCUCAUGGAGCCCGUCCGUCUUUCAUGAAAACACCUCUAAGAUGUGGAAAGUAGUUCAUCACCUGAGACCUUCACCUGGUCUGCUGAGCGGAGGUCAUCAGGGGCGCCACUCUGACAUGAACUGUACAAACACAACCUUAAAUUCAGACUUCCCGUCUCGUAUUCUAGCUGUGUAAUUUUGAAUAUACAAAGAGGUUUUUAUAGUUUUUUAUAUGUGAAGGAGCUGCUGAUUUUCCAGCACUUUGUGUAAUUAGAAUGAUCGUAGCAAUAUUUCUCCUUCCAGUUAACUUUUAUUUGUCUUUAUUUUUAAAGCUUGUCGUCUCUGAGGAACAGUUUAGCUUUUGAUUCAUGGUUCAUCCAGACUAAGCAAUAAAGUUUGAUCAUCUUCAGCAGCACUCACUUCCUGUUCCUCGUCCUGGCGUUUCACGGAGUCCUGACGUCUUUUCUUGUAAUUUAUUUUGUAAACUCUGAUGCUGUAACACUUGUAGAACACGAAGGACACGAAGGAAGGCUGUUGGGUCCACCGGGUUUGAACUUGAUCAAAACUGUCUUCUAUAAUUAGAUCAGCGUCAUCUGUCCUGAUGCUGAUUUGAGAUCUGCUGAUGCAGCAGUUUGUGAGACGAACUGUUGAUACCGAGACAAUAAAAUGUACCAUACUGU